UUGUCCUGGCUGCAUGUCAUCUGCCAGAGUUUGUUCAUCCGUGUUAUUUGUUUAUCGCUUUAAAAUUUACAAAUAUUACAAUGCUAUUGCUCAUUUUCAUUGUAGUUUUAGUUAUAAUUCUAUUUUGCUUUAUGGAUGCAGAUUUGACUUUAUUAUUUCACCAUUUGUUUUCCGCGAAGAAAGACUAUCAAAACCAAGUUGUAUGGAUUACUGGUGCUUCGAGCGGUAUUGGAGAGCAUUUAGCAUACACAUUUGCUGAAAACAAUGCCAAACUUGCUUUGUCUGGUGUUAAUCUGGAAAGAUUAAAUAAUGUGAAAGAAAUAUGCAUUGCUCUCUACAAGUGCAAGGAAGAAGAUAUUCUUCUUGUGCCUUUUUCAAUCGAUAACUUUGAUGAACAUGAGAGUAAUGUUAAAAAAGUUUUGGACCAUUUUGGCCAGAUUGAUAUCCUAGUCAACAAUGCUGGUGUUUCUCAGCGAGCUCAGUUUGAAGAGAUAGACAUAGACGUGGAUCAAAAGCUGUUCAACGUCAAUGUGUUUGGGACAGUUAACUUGACAAGGAAAGUUUUGAAGCAUUUCUUGGAAAGAGGUAGAGGGCAUGUUGUGGCUAUGAGCAGUCUUGCUGGAAGAAUAGGGGCUCCAUUUUCUUCUGCAUAUACUGGUUCCAAGCAUGCUUUACAUGGCUAUUUUGAGUGUCUUCGAACCGAAAUGUGCCAAAAGAAUAUUGAUGUUACUUUGGUUUGUCCCGGACCAGUUUUCUCUCGCCUCACAGAUAGAUGUGUUACUUCUAAGCUCGGAGAAGUUUAUGACCACACACAACAACCUACAGACAGGAAAAUGAAGACUGAACGCUGUAGUCGUUUAACCUUCACUGCAAUCUCGAACAAACUAGAUGAGUGUUGGAUUAGCCAGCAGCCUUUACUUACCCUUUUUUAUUGCUCACAGUAUAUACCUUCCAUUUACCGGACAUUAUUUUUGAAGAAAUUUUUUAAUGAAAAGGUGGCUAGCAAACUGCGGCAAGGACGGUAGAAGUUCAAUUUUUGAGAAAUUUUGUUUUAGGUGCAAGUAUUGUUAUGCGGGAAAAAUUCCAUUAUGAGAUAUGCUCUGUUGUAUGUGUUAAUUAAUGUUUAUAUUUUUCUACUUAUAUUUUAUAAUGUUACAUUUCUGGAACUAUUUUUGUAUGUUAAAUAAA
Messenger RNA from Uloborus diversus, 1188 nucleotides. Its product is annotated as dehydrogenase/reductase SDR family member 7-like. The transcript is spliced from 8 exons. Bases 81 to 1025 code for a protein of 314 amino acids. Lineage: Eukaryota; Metazoa; Arthropoda; Arachnida; Araneae; Uloboridae. The record is from RefSeq and is a predicted model, not a curated record. Gene Ontology annotation, molecular function: oxidoreductase activity.